Molecule: messenger RNA, 1041 nt
Organism: Daldinia decipiens
Lineage: Eukaryota; Fungi; Ascomycota; Sordariomycetes; Xylariales; Hypoxylaceae
Exons: 2
Coding region: 138-524 (128 amino acids)
Source: RefSeq, a predicted model, not a curated record
CGACCUACCAGCACCUACACGUUCCUCGUCGAAGGUACUUCUACCUCUUUGCUCUGAAACUAUCUUAUAAGCUAAUUCAUCCUACUUAGCUUGGGCGAACAGCACACCUAUCCUACCCAAAGAGAACAAAAUCCAUCAUGGCAGCAAACUACCAAACAAACGCAGCUCACUUGACCAACACUUUCUCCAACGAGCAACCCACAAUCACAGAAAGGACAGGGUCGCGAGACUACUCCCACACCGACGAAUGGGACGCCUCCAAAACGCCCCCCUCGCGCUUCCAAAAGCGCAAAGGCAGCAUCUACGCCACGCCCUCGUCCCGCGACGGCCACGUAGAGCGCAACCGCGACGCCGUCGAGGAGUUCCACAAGGCGCACUCGAAGCGCUGGUCCAUGAGCAGUACCGCGUCGAGCCGUCGCGGCAGCCUGCCCGGCGGCAACAACAGCAACAGCAACAACAAUCAUAACACUACCGCUACCCAUUCCACAUCUACCAGCGACCAGCGCCGCAAAGCAAGCCAAUAGGUGUGGUCGACGGCGUGGGCGCCGGUUAUGCCGUAGAGCCGGGGCUGUCGUCGCGACGGCGGGGAUGAUGCUACGUAUAGGGGUGGAGAUGGAAAUGAAGAUGAAGACGAAAAAGGUAACGAAAAAUGUACACGUAUACACGAGAGUAGAGCAAGGGGGGUGGGUGCGUGGUUCGCCGGCCUAUGCGGGGGCGAGAGCCCUGAGGACGAGCGCCGUGGUGGAAAGGAGUUGAUGGGCCCUGGGAUGAUGUUCUUGGGAGGUGCAGUUGCUUCGCUGGCUUGUAUUACAUAUAUAGGGUAUACCUAACCGCCUCCAUUCCUGUUUUACUAUUACUACUACUACUACUACUACUACAACUACUACCUUACUUUACCUUACGACUAGGUUACGACAUGAGCACGACGAAUAUAUGAAAUUCUUUCAACCAACUCACUGGGAGAUUUAAUUUUGCAGUUUACAUGCGUAGUUGGAAAGCUUGAAUGUCCGUAAAGAAAAUAUAUAAACGCACGCUUAUGAU